UGCAGUUACUGGACUUUCCUUCCGAACCCAAGGGAAACAGAUAUACCUUUUUGCAACAACGUCAAGUGAAGUUUACUCUUUCAAUCUCUCCCUUAAAGAUAAAGAAACUAAACUUCUUCUAGACGAGCAUGGUUGUCCUCCUAAGUGCUCUGUAAUUAGUGAUGCCAAACAAGAUCAUCAGUUUGUGAUCGGAAGACACGAUGCCGUAUACUUCUAUCAACAUGAUGGAAGAGGACCUUGCCUCGCCUUUGAAGGAGAAAAAAUAUUGUUGCACUGGUUCAGAAGCUAUUUAGUUAUCGUUGGAAAAGACACAAAAGCGGUUCAUUCAUCAGCAAUGACUGCUCCGCCUGUUGAAAUGAAUAUUGUUACUGUAUAUGAUAUACAGAACAAAUUUAUAGCUUAUUCAGCUCCCCUUCCCGCUGUUGUGGACAUCAUUUCUGAAUGGGGAUCUUUAUAUGUUCUUUCACAAGAUGGAAAACUGUUUAAUUUACAAGAAAAAGACACUCAAACUAAACUGGAUAUGCUAUUCAAGAAGAAUCAGUAUGCUUUGGCAAUUAGUUUGGCUAAAAGUCAACAAUAUGAUGCGGACGGUUUAGUUGAUAUUUUUAGACAAUAUGGAGAUCAUCUUUACAGCAAAGGAGAUCAUGAUGGUGCUAUUGCACAAUAUAUAAAAACAAUUGGCAAAUUGGAGGCUUCGUAUGUUAUCAGAAAAUUUCUGGAUGCCCAAAGGAUUCACAAUUUAACUGCAUAUUUGCAAGCUUUACACAAGAAAGAUUUAGCGACAGAAGACCAUACAACACUCCUGCUCAAUUGUUAUACAAAACUAAAAGAUAUUUCUAAAUUAGAUGAAUUCAUUAUGGCAAAAGAUAGGGAAAUUCACUUUGACGUUGAAACAGCCAUGAAAGUGUGUCGCCAAGCCGGUUAUCAUAAGCACGCUUUAUAUUUGGCUGAGCAUCAUGAUCAGCAUGAGUGGUACUUGAAGAUUCUGUUGGAGAACCUCAAAGAUUAUGAUAAAGCAUUGAAAUAUAUUGCAAAGUUGGACUUUGAGGCUGCUGAAUUAAAUAUGAAAACAUAUGGAAAAGUUUUGAUGACUGAGGCACCAGAACAAACCACCCAACUUUUAAAAAGACUCUGUACUGAUUAUAAUCCUAAUCAGCGAGCUCCUGAUAAAUUUCAAGCUGCCAACCCCGAGGAAUUUAUUCAUAUAUUUGUCAGCAACUCUGAACGUUUGCUGGAUUUUUUAGAGCAUAUGAUAAGAAUUCGUCCUACAUCUUCCAGUCUCGUAUAUAAUACAUAUCUCGAGCUAUGUCUUAAAGCAUAUAGUAAAGAAUUAGAUGAUGAAAUGAAAAAGAAGAGAGAAAUAAAGAUUAUGAACAUGUUGCGAAACUCUGAUGCUACUUAUAGCAUAAAUCAAGCAUUAGUUCUUUGUCAAAUGAGUGACUUUAAGCCUGGCAUACUUCAUCUUUAUGAGAAAGCAAAACUAUAUCAACAAAUCAUUUUUCAUCAUAUUGACAAUCGAGACUUCGAUGCCAUAAUGAAAACUUGCGAAAGAUUCGGUAGCUAUGAUCCCAAUUUAUGGGUUCAAGCAUUGUGGUUUUUUUGCCAACAAGAAACUAAUCAGAAACCAUAUAUAAUUACAAUUUUAACGGAAGUUGAAAGAAAUAACCUUUUGUCACCCAUACUAGUUGUGGACAUAAUGGCAAAAAGCCACACUGCAACCUUGGACUUGAUCAAGGAUUACAUUAUCCGCUUUCUUCAAAAGGAGAAUGAACAAAUAGCUGAAGAUGAAAGACUCAUAAAACAAUAUAGAGAAGAGACUGAAAAGAUGAGGAAUCAAAUGGAAGAUUUAAGGACUAAUCCCAAAAUAUUUCAAGUUUCCAAAUGCAGUGGUUGCACUCAUCAGCUUGAACUACCGUCAGUUCAUUUUCUUUGUGGACAUUCAUACCAUCAGCAGUGUUUUGAAAGUUACAGUGCGGAACAUGAUUCAGAAUGUCCUCUUUGUUUAGCUGAAAAUCAAAAAGUUCUUGGCAUUAUCAAAGCUCAAGAACAAAACAAAGACCUUCAUGAGCAAUUUCAUCAUCAGUUGGAAAGAGCUGAUGAUGGAUUUUCUGUUGUUGCUGAUUAUUUUGGAAGAGGUGUUUUCAAUAAGGUCACAAUUGUUACCGAAUCAUCUCGUCCUGUAGUUCGUAAUGAAGAUAUGCUCAACCCCUUUUAUCAAGAAUAAGUAAAAAAGUUACAGAAUACAGUCAGGCAUGGCUCCUGGGGUAAUCGAUCUGUGCCGCCGCCCUAGGGCGGCAGAUUUUAAGGGCUGCAAAAUGUGAGGAGGCAAAAAAUGACACUCUAAUUUGUUAUUUCGUUUUUUUCUUUGCAGCUCAGAUUGCAGGGAAAAUGGUGAGAGUAUGCUCGAUGAUUUAAAUAUACAUAUAUACUAACUAUUAAAACACGGGGCCACAUUUGUCAACAUCGACUAGGAUGGCAAAACUAUUACAGCCGACCCUGAAUGCGGUAAAGCCUCAGAAAUUGAAACUCUCGACAUCUGAAAUUCCUGAUACAAAGUUGAUGCCUAAAAUUAGAUUUCAUAAAAGGAAAAUGAACCUGAUUCUAAAGCUAAGUUAAUUUUUUAAUGACGGCAAUAUGUUUAGCGAACAUAUGAAUAUAAUGUGUUAGAGAUGUACCAAAUAUUUAGUUAAAAUUCUGACCGAAUAUUCAGCCAAAUACUAAAUAUUUUGUUCAACCCUUUUAUUGCCAAAUUAAAGUAGAAUA
Molecule: messenger RNA, 2763 nt
Organism: Uloborus diversus
Lineage: Eukaryota; Metazoa; Arthropoda; Arachnida; Araneae; Uloboridae
Product: vacuolar protein sorting-associated protein 11 homolog
Exons: 1
Coding region: 335-2224 (629 amino acids)
Biological process (GO): vesicle-mediated transport; endosome organization; intracellular protein transport
Cellular component (GO): HOPS complex; endosome
Molecular function (GO): protein-macromolecule adaptor activity
Source: RefSeq, a predicted model, not a curated record